Megachile rotundata (alfalfa leafcutting bee) is the source of this 4425-nucleotide messenger RNA. It is a transcript of the gene Nup154, whose product is annotated as nuclear pore complex protein Nup154. Gene Ontology annotation, biological process: protein localization to nuclear inner membrane; protein import into nucleus; transcription-dependent tethering of RNA polymerase II gene DNA at nuclear periphery. Gene Ontology annotation, cellular component: nuclear pore inner ring; nuclear pore. The record is from RefSeq and is a predicted model, not a curated record. Gene Ontology annotation, molecular function: structural constituent of nuclear pore; protein binding. NCBI's taxonomy places the organism in Eukaryota, Metazoa, Arthropoda, Insecta, Hymenoptera, Megachilidae.
AAUUUUUUAAUUCAAUUAUUCUUUCAAAAAGUAUGUUGUUACCGUGUUAGUUUGUGUAUUAUUUAAUGUUUAAGUAGAUAAACAAAUCUAACCUUUUACCAAAGUACUUUACCGGAAUUGCAAAAAUUAAAAAAUUGUCAAUUAAUUGUUACAAAUAAAAAUGGUAAAACAGUGUAACAAGUAAUAGGGGAUACAUUUUCAUUUAAAUAUUUAUAAAUUGCAUUCUACAUAAUAAUUGUUAGAUAGAACAUCUAUAUUUUCAAAUUUAAAUUUAGAUAUUACAACAGCUAAAUAGCACAAAAAUGACUCUCACAGAAAUGGAACCGCUUAAAAUACAUUUAGAUGCUUUAGAAAUGGCAGGAAAAGUGGUAGACACACAUAUUACUGCAGAUAGCAACUUUCCUUCUUUAAUUAAUCUUAUGCGAUAUAAUGUUCAAGGUGGACCAACAGUUAGUGGUCUUGACAGUCAUGAUUAUCCAAAUGUAAAUGGAAUGUCAAAAUGUUUUUUAAACAUGAAUCAAAUGAAAGCGCAUAGUAAAAUUUCUUUACCAUCUGAAAUAAUGGAACAUUUUCAUCACAUGCAAUGUCAUUGUAUGAUGGGUCUUUUCACAGAAAUAUCAAAAGCAUGGCUUACAAUUGAUAGCGAUAUAUAUGUUUGGUCAUAUGAGAAUGAGUCUGAUGUUGCAUAUUUUGAUGGAUUAAAUGAAACUAUUAUAAGUGUAGGUUUAGUGAAACCCAAAUCUGGGGUGUUUCAAUCUUAUGUAAAAUACUUAUUGAUUCUUACAACCACAGUGGAGAUAACUAUUCUUGGAGUUAUGUUAACAGAAACAACUGAAGGUGCUCCCCCUGAAAUGCAACUGGUUCCUGAACCAAUUUUUACAGUCACUACAGAUGGUAUUGGUAUUACAACAAUAGCAAAUACUAAUAGUGGAAGAAUUUUUCUAGGUGGUAGAAAUGGUUCUCUUUACGAAAUAUACUACCAGGCAGAAAGUAGUUGGUUUGGAAAACGUUGUAAAAAAAUAAAUCAUUCCGAAGGUCCAUUAUCAUUUUUAGUCCCAUCAUUUGUUACUAUUGCUUUGUCAGAAGAAGAAGCAAUAAUACAAAUUUCGGUUGACGAUACCCGUAAUAUUCUGUACACUCUUGGUGAUAAGGGAACAAUUGCAGUUUGGGAUAUUGAUAAUGAAGGUGCAUCCAAAAUUGCAUCUUUAUCACAAGCCUCUUUAGUACAAAAUGCUGUUCACGUUGUUAAAACUUUGGAUAGUAAUAAUUUUCGACCAUUGGUGAGCAUAUCUGCUAUUACAGAAUCAGAGUCAGUACAUUUAAACUUAGUUGUAGUUGCAGCUACUGGAACGCGUUUCUACUUCAGUUGUACUUCAGUUACUAAUCCAACAACUAGACCACAAGGUCUUCAGUUAAUACAUGUUAGACUACCACCAGGCUAUGCUGCUAAUGCUACAGUAAUGAGGCCAAGAAAGGUACAAAUGGCACAUUACAGAAAAGGAACUUUAAUCCUUGUUUGUGGUGGAGAUACAGAAACUGCUUUAUGUCUAAGUAAUGAUGCUUACCCAUUUACAACUUAUUUAGCUGAAACUCAGAGUCCUUUAUUACUUGAUAGUCCAGUAUGGGCCAUGGCAGAAAUUCUUGUAGAACCAGCUAUACGUAUUGAAAAACAAAGUACUUCUCAAGGGGAACCUCCUCUUAUUGUAAGACAGCACAUGGAAGCUCCUCGAAAAUUUAUAUUUCUGACAUCCCAGGGCGCUAUAAUUUUUGUACAAGUUCGUCCAAUGGAUAUAUUGAAGCAGCUCCUACUAGAACAACGUGGGCCCGAUACUGAAGCGGUUCGGGCAUAUUUUCAGUCACAAACAUUAGAACAAGCAUGUGCAACAUGUCUUAUUUUAGCGACGCUUGAAAGUUCUCAAAAUGCCGAGUUGGCAGAGUGGGCAACAAGAGCAUUUUUUUUAUACGGUAGUCAACCAACGACCAACAUUGGACCUGCCAUCGAUUUACAUAAUAUAAACGCAGGUGAUAUGCGCACUUCGACACCAAGAGUGCCAAACUAUGAUUCAAGACUGCAAGGAUUUCGACCUCACGCACCACUUGGACUUAAUACAGAUAUUUCUUUACAACAGUUUUCAGCUAAGCACAACGGCUUGUAUUUAUACGUAGGAAGAAUACUUCGACCCAUAUGGAAUAUGCGGUGUAUUAAGCAAGAAGUUAUAAAUAAUAAAACGCAGAUCUCUAGUACAAUUUCAACAAGACAAGUUAGUUGGAUUCUAGGUCUCCUUCAAGCAUUAAGAUCGUUUCUCAAUAAAAAUACCCAUAUUACAAAGCAGCAUGGGACAACCAGAAGUAUCUCCGACGGUUUUGAAACAACUAUGGGUAGUCAUUAUCAAGAACCAAUAGUCGAAGAAAGAAAUUCCUUAGCUGCAUUAAAAAUCUUUAUUAUUCAUGCCUGCGAAGUUUUAGAACUUUGGAGAAUUUUAUGUGAAAAUAAUCUAAAUAAUAUUGUAAACUGUUUAUCGAAGGACCAGGUCAAUCAAUUUUCUACUGCUACAUUCCGGGAUUUAAUUUUAAUUGGCCAUGAAAUUUCUUCGUUGUUAAUUAUUCAUCUUAUAGAUAGUUAUCUUGGAGAUAAUGCUUCCAUUGACAUUAUUAGUCAAAGAUUACGGGAGGUUUGCCCAAAUUUAUACAGAAGCGAAGAUGCUGUUUGUUCUAAGGCCAAUGAAAUCAUUUUAAAAGCAAAAAGUUGCACAAACCCAGAAGAAAAGGAAUGUUAUUUGCAAUCUGCCUUAAAGCUUUGUAAAGAAGUUGCCCCUAUACUAAAUUUAAGUGCAGUAUGUCAACAAUUUGUUGCCUGUCAGUUUUAUUCGGGUGUACUGGAGCUAUGUCUCUGCUGUGCAGAAAGAGUAGAUCACAAUAAUGCUGCAUUACAUUAUUACAAGAAUAAUGAACCAAUUGAAGAUCAAGAAGGACGAUUUGCUUAUAUGAAAAGGACAGAAAUUUAUAAAGAAUUCAUUACACUGCUGGAUCAUCUUUAUAAUCAAAGCAUUUCAAAUCCGUUGACUCCAAGUAUACCUAGCAGACCUGGACCUCCCCCUCAAAAUGCUUCGACUGCACCUGUUACUCCUGCAAAGGAAAUAUUACAUAAAAUGAUUAAUGACGCAUUACAUUCCUCAUGUGAGAUUCUUCACACAUCAGUAUAUACCUGGAUGAUUGACAGAGGGCUUCACGGCGAACUCGUUGCUUUCGCAGCGCCUUCUUUAGAAGCGUACCUUACACGUUUUGAUGCACCAAAUUUACUUUGGCAAUUUUAUGAAAAAAAUAAAAAUCAUGCUGCAGCAGCUAAAAUUUUGGACUCUUUAGCUACUAAAGAAUCAAAUAUUCCAUUGUCUCAAAGAGUUGAAUAUUUAACACGGGCAGUGGUUUGUAUGCGAAGUGACCAAGCUGGUUAUGCUCCAUACCUUGGUAUUUUUCUACGUGAAUUGGAAGAUAAAGUUGAAGUAGCUAGAAUUCAACAACAGAUAUUAGAGACAAUUUACAAUCAACAUCUGCAUGAUAGACUUAGCGAAGAUGCGCUUAAAGCAUUAAAAUUUUCGUUACUUGAUAUCACAAAGUUGUAUGAAAAAUAUGCGGAUCCUCUUCAAUUAUGGGAAUGCAAAUUAUCUAUAAUUCACUGUUCCGGCCAUCAAGAUGCAAUGUUAAUUCAAGAAAUUUGGACUAAUAUCAUAAACAAUGAAUUGAAAGCAUCUACUGCAUCCAAUGCAGAUGAUAAAAUGGCUAUUUUAACGAGUAAAAUUAUAUCCCUUGGACAAGAAUACUCUGGAUCGCCACAUUGUUUCCCAGUUGACUUUUUAAUAAAACAGCUGGAAAUUAAAGCAUGUAACUUGAAUGUAUUAAAUACUGGAAUUAUAUCUGGGUUUCUACAGUUAGGAGUUUCAAUGGAGGAUCUUUUAGAUAUUUACAAAAUGAUCGGUAAAGAUACUCGAACAUGGUUAAAUGAAGGAAAUGAAUUUCAUCUUAUAGAAUCAACAGCAAAUUUGGUUAAUUAUUUUAUAUCCCAUUCUAAUGUUACUAAUAACUUCAUCAGACGGAAAAUAAUAACAAAGUGUCAAGAUGUCAUUUCAAAGUGCUUAACCACUCUAUAUAGCAAACCACAUGGACAGGAAUUAAUAACAAAACUUAGGUCAAUUCAAAGUGUUCUAAAUCGUAUGUAAAAAGGUAUUGUUUUUAUAAAGAAAUAACAUUUUAUAAAAUUGUAUAAAUCAUUGAAUGAAAACAUUUUGUAAGAGGAUGUUAUUGAGUAAUAUACAAUGUAAAUAAAAAAGUCACAGUUGCUCAAAUACUUUCCAUAAAUUUGAAAGCGGCAAUUUUUGUGUUGCAAACUAAAACUUUUUGAAUUAAUAAAGAUCAUUUCAGAAAAUCUAA